Molecule: messenger RNA, 483 nt
Organism: Lolium perenne
Lineage: Eukaryota; Viridiplantae; Streptophyta; Magnoliopsida; Poales; Poaceae
Source: RefSeq, a predicted model, not a curated record
AUGGGCAUCUCGUUGAGGUCAAACGCAAAGUCCCGGGGCUCUCCGUUUGGCUCGGCCGCAGCUGCGACCGGCACUGCCAGUGCCAGGGUAGUGGCCGGUGCCGCGGGGGUUGAUUCCAGCACUGCCAGGGCAUUGCUCGGCGCCGCCGUUGCUUCAGCCGGAUCCGCCAGGGCAAUGGCCAGUGCCGCGGGGGCUACGGCCAAAGCCAGCGCGUCCGCGAUCGGUGGAACAGGCGCAGAGAAAUGGGCGGCGCGUUGGCGCGAGCGUGGCGACGGCGUCCGGGCGUCUGCGGAGCAGCGUCGGCGGGGCGGCGUCGGCCUACGCAUUUCAUCGAACACCCUAAGGGUGUGGGCAUGCAGCAGCGUUGGCGCGAGCGUGGCGACGGCGUCCGGGCGUCUGCGGGGCGGCGUCGGCGGGGCGGCGUCUGCGGGGCGGCGUCGGAGGGGCGGCGUCGGCGAGGACGUCGAGAGGCGGCGUCGGUGA